UGGUGUCUCACACAUCUUACAAUCUAUCAAUUUAUUAUCGAGGACUUUCUACGAGACCUCCAUCACAAAUUCUCAGCUGACGAGUGUUUCUCUAGGACUCUGAAUCUUCACCGGAGGAUAUUUUCACUCCGCGAUUCGAGAACCUUAAAGUGAAAAGGCUUGACGUUUAAAAGGUUUCUGGUUAUAUCCUGCCCCGUCAUGAUUUCGAAGAGUUCUGUUUGAACAGUCCUGAAUACAGUAAGAACGACAUAAGUGGAAUUAUCGGAGACCAAUAAGGUCUUGAAGUUGAUCGAUCUACGGCCGAUAUUUUUGAAGAAUCGGUGAAUUCAAUUCAUCGACUCGUGGAGACAGAAGGUAGAUGGAUCUAUUUUGAUAUCUGACAGAACUGUUCUCUCUCUCAGCUACAUAAAUUUCGCAUCGAGGUGGGGAUCAAUCUCGGGACUGAGUGCGUGGAUCGUGCAUGUCCGAAGUCGACGAUUCACAAAUCACGGCGAUGAAGAUGAGUAAAGUGGGCAACCAGACCAAUUCGCAGGACCCACAGGCAGUGAAUUCACGCGUUUUCGUCGGGAACCUGAAUACAUUUCAAUGUAGCAAGACCGAUGUGGAACGAAUGUUCCAACGUUAUGGCCGCCUGGCUGGUAUCUCUAUGCACAAGGGUUAUGCAUUCGUGCAAUUCACAAACCCGUUUGACGCACGUAGUGCGUGCCUCGGUGAAGAUGGUCGUACCGUCCUCAGCCAGAUUCUCGAUGUGAAUAUGGUAGCCGAGCCAAAGCCUCACCAAACUGGACGCAAGCGACAGAACGUAUCCAAAACUGGCAAUGACUGGGACUACUACUAUGACAGUUAUUACGCGUCGACCGCGUUUCCGCCGCGCUUAGCACCGCCGUUGAAGCGGCCGCGUCUGAUGCCACCGACACGAGCACAACAUCCGAAGCUACAGAAACAACAAUCGACAGUAAACACCGGCACGAUACCCGACUUGAAUCAACUUAAAGUGUACAGCAAUCCAGAUAUACUGAUCUGCGGCAACUGCAGGGAGAUGUUCACGGAACUCGGGGAGCUGUUGGAGCACAAGCGGAACUACUGCAAGCUGCGGUUCACAUGUAAAUGUCACACCUUCAACGGAGCCGCCCCAAAUUAUUUAUUAACGUCCCGCGCUCCCGCACGAACAGGAGACUCGACGACGGCGUUACUCUGCGUCCUCUGCAAGUUAUCCUUUCCAAGUGCUUGGGAAUUGAUGGUCCAUGCCCAAGCAGCUCACAUGAUCAACAUUUACGAGUUGGGCACAAGAGCGCCGAGCCCGUCACGAAGCCCUAGCCUUGACCAACCGAAGGAGUCGUCGCCUUCCCCGCAGGAUUUCCAGGAAAUCAAGGCUACGGAUUGCGAAGAGCGCGCAGAGGAGGAGGAACUUGAUGGACAUGAGUUAAUACCGUCCCCCGACAGUGGCAAGUCAACGGACAACGAAGCGGCUCUGUCGCCGAUCAAGAUUCGAUCUGACGUUAACGGGUUGGAUCACGAAGACUGCGACGAAUUGAUCCACGUCGAGAACACUACACAAGCAUGCAUCAUGCAUACUCUCAGCAUUGAUUCGUCCUUGGAGCUAAAUUCUGAUACGAACUCGAGAACAACUUCUGGAACGGUGAUGGCCUUGACCAAUGGUUCAUUAUCGGCAAAGGAAUAAAUGAGGAAAAAGAAAAAAAAAUGUUAAAAGAAACGAUAAAAAGAGAAUAUUCAUCGGAACGGUCUUCCCCGGCCAACCAACGAGACAUAUCGAUCUCCUUUAAGGAUAACGCACCCAUUUGUAUAUAGCUUAAUUGCCUAACAAAUUAUAUUCAGGAUCGUUAGAUCCCGUGGUCUAUGCCGGCUGAUCGAAUAUCGAUCAUUUUCCCAAAAGGAAAAAAUAUCAGUUUCAUUCUGGACUCUUU
Messenger RNA from Cyphomyrmex costatus, 1925 nucleotides. RefSeq lists its product as uncharacterized. The coding region runs from base 461 to 1681 and encodes 406 amino acids. NCBI's taxonomy places the organism in Eukaryota, Metazoa, Arthropoda, Insecta, Hymenoptera, Formicidae. The transcript is spliced from 12 exons. Gene Ontology annotation, cellular component: nucleus. Gene Ontology annotation, molecular function: RNA binding. The record is from RefSeq and is a predicted model, not a curated record.